Molecule: messenger RNA, 966 nt
Organism: Aspergillus udagawae
Lineage: Eukaryota; Fungi; Ascomycota; Eurotiomycetes; Eurotiales; Aspergillaceae
Exons: 2
Coding region: 1-966 (321 amino acids)
Source: RefSeq, a predicted model, not a curated record
AUGGGUUGGUUCUGGGGCAGUUCGAACCAAGAUGAUCCUGUCAAGAAGCUUGACCCGGGCCUCAGAGAGUACCUUGAAAAUGAAGCUCCAGCAAAAUACGUGCCUACGACAUCGAUUCCUUCAACGCAAGAACCUUCAAAGACGUUAGAUCCUCAAUCCCAAGCACCAAAGCCAAACGAGUCUACCCAAACUGGCGAGCCCUCGCAACCCUCCGUUCCCUCCGCUUCACUUUACCCUGAUGGCCGGUAUGCUCAUCUGUGGAAAACUUACAAGCCUCCUCAGGAAGAGGGCGGAUCAGUAACCAAGGGCGCGGAAAGGGUGAUUGAGAAGUACAAGAAGCAUAAUGACACCGUGCACCGGGCAGCCAUGGAAAAUUGCGCAUUGGAGCAUGAAGCCUUGACGUUGUGUUUCCAGACGGGUAAUUGGCAGAAGCGACUGCAGGCUCGUGCGACUUCCUGCUCCGAGGAAAACGCAACUUUCUCUCGUUGUUUCACCACUCAAUCCAAAUUCCUGCAGGCAUUAGGCUACGCCGCCUCAUUCGAUUGGGACGAGGAGAAGGAAGAACGAAUUCAAAUGCAUGCGGACAAACUCUACCACCAGAUGUUGGAUUAUGAAAAGCGAGUCGCGGAGUGUCGGGCGGCUGGUCAGGAACCACCGCCUCUCCGAUCGCUCUUUAACCCGCAGGCGAAGCAACCGCAACUCAAAUCCAACGAUACCCCGGGUAGUCUUGAGGUCCCCGGAGUUGAGCAGAUUCCGCCCGGGUUCAAACCAUCGAAGCCAUUGGAGCAACUUACACCCCAUGAGAGGGAAUUGGAGAUUCGGGCACACAACGCGCAGAUCGAACAACAGAAGAUGUAUGUGCAAGAGGCCAGUCCGUUCAUGAAGACACAGGAGGAUGCACGUUCGAAACGGCGCGAGAAGGCUGUUAGUUGGUUCGGAGAGACGAUUGGUAAAUGGGUUACAUGA